Messenger RNA from Artibeus jamaicensis (Jamaican fruit-eating bat), 1544 nucleotides. It is a transcript of the gene IFT46, whose product is annotated as intraflagellar transport 46. The transcript has 12 exons. Gene Ontology annotation, cellular component: intraciliary transport particle B; motile cilium; centrosome. The record is from RefSeq and is a predicted model, not a curated record. Gene Ontology annotation, biological process: cilium assembly; intraciliary transport. NCBI's taxonomy places the organism in Eukaryota, Metazoa, Chordata, Mammalia, Chiroptera, Phyllostomidae. The coding region runs from base 257 to 1162 and encodes 301 amino acids.
ACUAACAACAGGCGGUUGCUCCAGGUAGAAUCCCUGACGGGGCCGCGCCGGAGAUCCGAGUGAGACCCCAGCCGUAGGCCGGGGUUCUUUCAUUACAGAGGAGACGGAUUCAGAGGGGCUACAGACCAAGAUUGUUGAGAACCAGACAUAUGAUGAGCGUCUAGAGAUUAACGACUCUGAAGAGGUUGCAAGUAUUUUUACCCCAACCCCAAGAUACAGAGGACUUCCUCAUUCUGACCAUCCUCAUAACAAGACUAUGGCUGAUAACAGCAGUGAUGAGUAUGAAGAGGAAGAUAACAAGGAGAAGAAGAAGACCUCUCAGCUGACACCUCAACAGGGCUUUAGUGAAAAUGAUGAUGAUGAUGAUGACUCAUCUGAAACUGAUUCUGAUGAAGAAGAUGAUGAUGAAGAGCAUGGAGCCCCUCUGGAAGGAGCCUAUGAUCCUGCAGAUUAUGAGCAUUUGCCGGUUUCUGCUGAGGUUAAGGAACUCUUCCAAUAUAUAAGUAGGUAUACACCUCAGCUGAUUGACCUGGACCACAAACUGAAACCUUUCAUUCCUGAUUUUAUCCCAGCUGUUGGGGAUAUUGAUGCAUUCUUAAAGGUCCCACGUCCUGAUGGAAAGCCUGACAACCUUGGCCUAUUGGUAUUAGAUGAGCCUUCUACAAAGCAGUCAGAUCCUACAGUGCUCUCACUCUGGUUAACAGAGAACUCCAAGCAGCACAACAUCACGCAACACAUGAAAAUAAAGAGCCUGGAAGAUGCAGAAAAGAAUCCCAAAGCCAUUGACACAUGGAUUGAGAGCAUCUCUGAGUUACAUCGUUCUAAACCCCCUGCAACUGUCCAUUAUACUAGGCCAAUGCCUGAUAUUGACAUGCUGAUGCAGGAAUGGUCCCCAGAGUUUGAAGAGCUUUUGGGCAAGGUGAGCCUGCCCACGGCAGAGAUUGAUUGCAGCCUGGCAGAGUACAUUGACAUGAUCUGUGCCAUCCUAGACAUUCCUAUCUACAAGAGUCGGAUUCAGUCUCUCCACCUGCUCUUUUCCCUUUACUCGGAAUUCAAGAACUCACAGCAUUUUAAAGCUCUAGCUGAAGGCAAGAAAGCAUUCACCCCUUCAUCCAACUCUACCUCCCAGGCUGGAGAUGCAGAGACAUUAACCUUUGGCUGAGACACCUCCCUGGUCACUUUGUUUCAAGGCUGAGCUGGCUCUUCUACCCCAGUUGAAGAGAGAGAUUGUUGUCAGCCACCUGGCAUCCUUCCAAUGUCACAGUUUGACUCAGGGACAAUUUCCUACCACCUUCUCUUCCAGAAAGCACUACACAUAUUCCUUAAAUGGCUUCUGCCUGUCUCAAGAUUUCCUUCCUGUAGGAAUGUUGCAUCUCUACCACAAUGGCAAUUUGAGUUAGAUGAAUUGGAAUUUCUGGGAUCUCAGAAUGCUCAGUUAGGAGGAAUGUUGAAAAGACCUUUUUUUUUGAAAUAGCAAUGGAAUUAAUUUUCUUUCAUUUUUGAGUUAGUUGGCAAAGAUUUUACAAAUAAAAUGCUCUUAUCUU